CGGGGGGGCGGCGCUGCAGCGCGGAGCAGUCCGCGGCAGGGGGAGCCGAACGGCAGCGCCUCCUACACCUCCUUCUUCCCUCUCUCCGUGCCGCGGUGGGCUCGGCUGCGGCAGCCGGGCUGCGCUGCGCUGCUCUGCUCGGCCCUGCCGAGCGAUGGACUGGCAGGUGCUGACCAGGGAGCUGUCCCUCUACCUGGAGAGCCAGGUCCGAGUGGGACUCUUCGGCUCCGGCGUAGGCUUGUCCCUGGUGCUGGGCUUCGGCGUCGCCUACGCCUGCUACUACCUCAGCAGCAUAGCCAAGAAACCCCAGCUGGUGGCCACCAACGACAGCUUCUGCCGCUUUCUCGAGGAGUAUUGCCCUGUUGUGACAGAAACUUACUAUCCCACGAUUUGGUGCUGGGAAGGUCGGAUGCAAACACUCCUGCGUCCCUUUAUCACCUCUAGACCCCAAGUACAGUACAGGAAUGAGCUCAUUAAAACAGCAGAUGGAGGACAGAUUUCAUUGGAUUGGUUUGAUAAUAAUGACAGUUUAUAUUAUCCGGAUGCCAGCACAAGACCCACUGUCCUGUUAUUGCCUGGCCUGACAGGAACGAGCAAGGAAUCCUACAUUCUUCACAUGAUCCAUCAAAGCAAAAUGCUGGGAUAUAGAUGCGUGGUUUUUAACAAUCGGGGAAUUGCUGGUGAGGAGCUAUUGACACCAAGGACCUACUGUGCCUCUAACACAGAGGAUUUGGAGGCUGUUAUUCAUCAUGUACACAGCUUGCACCCCUCAGCUCCAUUCAUAGCAGCAGGUGUUUCAAUGGGAGGCAUGCUUCUUUUAAAUUACCUGGGCAAAACUGGCAGAGACACUCCUUUAAUGGCAGCUGCAAUUUUCUCUGCGGGUUGGAAUGUUUUUGAAUCUGUAGAAUCUCUGGAGAAGCCACUAAACUGGCUUCUUUUCAACUAUUACUUGACUACUUGUCUACAAUCCUCUAUCAGCAGGCAUCGACAAAUGUUGGAGAAAUUAUUUGAUAUGGAUCUCGUGAUGAAGGCUAGAACUGUUAGAGAAUUUGAUAAGCAGUUCACUUCAGUCAUGUUUGGCUACCGUACAAUUGACGAUUACUAUGAAGAUGCUAGCCCAUGUCGCAAGCUGAAGUCAGUAGGAAUUCCAGUGUUAUGUCUAAACUCUGUGGAUGAUGUUUUCUCACCAGGUCAUGCUAUACCAGUAGAAACUGCCAAACAAAACGCAAACAUUGCUUUGGUUCUGACUUCGUGUGGAGGCCAUAUUGGUUUCCUGGAAGGAAUAUGGCCAAGGAAGUGCACUUACAUGGACAGAGUCUUCAAGCAGUUUGUGCAAGCUAUGUUCGAGCAUGGAAAUAAAAUCUUUAGCAUGUAGAUUUGGACCACUAUUCUAGCUCAGUGUCACAUUCUGACAAGGGCAGUUAAGCUUAAUGCACAAAUUUUAACUCCUGUAAGCCAGCAAAUGGAUAAAGUCCAUUACUACAUGCAAAACUAUUUUUGCCUAAGAUUUUGUAGCAAGAGACUAAAUAUUAUGUUGUCACUUUUAUAUUUAUUUUUAAUAUGCCUUACUAAGAAUGAUCUUAAAUGAAACAGCAUUCCACAUGCAUCAAGUUGCACUUAACCGAAACCAUCAAGUAGGCAGAUUAUAAUUCCUAUGGAUUUUAAUUUAAACCAGUACAUAUUUAGGAGACUUAAUUUAGAUGGCUUUUAAUAUUGGAAUGGCAACACUCAAAAUAGCAUAUAUUAUCCUGUCAUGCAUAGCACAAGUUGGCCUGUUCCUUAGGGCACUAAUGGUGAAAAUCUUAAAAUAGGAAAACAAAAGAAGGAGGGAAAACAAAGCAGCACUGAUUCUUCAAAUAAGUAAAAAUUUCAGCAUGUUAUUCCAUAGGAUUAGACUGAUAACCUGCUUUUGCUCUUCUGCCCAGAAAGUAUUCAGAGUUAGGGCUAGCUAUUGUUUUUUAAACUGUGUCAAUGUCAUACUUGUCUUACAUGAUUAUUUUUAAACAGCUAAUUUAUAGUGUUUACAUAUAACCAAAAGAUUCCUUUCAAACAGUACUGUAAUAACUUCUGUAACUAAAGACAUCUUCUUGCAUUUCUAAGUUCAGGUAAA
Pezoporus flaviventris is the source of this 2110-nucleotide messenger RNA. RefSeq names its product abhydrolase domain containing 3, phospholipase (gene ABHD3). The record is from RefSeq and is a predicted model, not a curated record. Bases 155 to 1375 code for a protein of 406 amino acids. The transcript has 9 exons. NCBI's taxonomy places the organism in Eukaryota, Metazoa, Chordata, Aves, Psittaciformes, Psittacidae. Gene Ontology annotation, molecular function: A2-type glycerophospholipase activity; acetylesterase activity; monoacylglycerol lipase activity. Gene Ontology annotation, biological process: phosphatidylcholine metabolic process; medium-chain fatty acid biosynthetic process; medium-chain fatty acid catabolic process.